AUGGCGACCAGCGCCAAGCGGAAGCAAGAGGAGACCCAUUUGAAGAUGCUCCGGGAAAUGACUAGCCUUCCCGCGAAUAGGAAAUGCUUCGACUGUGACCAGCGCGGCCCGACCUAUGUCAACAUGACGGUGGGCUCCUUCGUCUGUACCACUUGCUCCGGCAUCUUGCGAGGGCUCAACCCCCCACACAGAGUCAAGUCCAUCUCCAUGACAACAUUCACACAUCAAGAAAUUGAGUUUCUACAGAAGCACAGCAACGAGGUCUGUAAACACAUCUGGUUGGGCCUCUAUGACGACAGGACGUCAGUUGUUCCAGAUUUUCGGGAGCCGCAGAAAGUCAAAGAAUUCCUCCAGGAGAAAUAUGAAAAGAAACGAUGGUACGUGCCUCCGGACCAGAGCCGCUCGGUCCAGGCCUCGGUGUCCGGCUCGUCGGCCAGCAGCGCCGGGAGCACCCCGGAAGUGCAGCCUCCCCUCAAAAGCUUGCAGCUCAACAAGACCCCGCUUCGUCAAUCCCCGGGGUCGGGGCGCACCCAGGUCCACGUGGCGGCCCAGGAGAAAAAGUUUGACCUGCUGUCAGACCUGGGCGGGGACAUCUUUGCUGCUCCGCCGCCGCAGGCCUCCGCCGCCGCCGCCAACUUUGCCAACUUUGCACACUUUCCCAGCCAAUCAGCACCUCGAGGUAAUAGAGACUUUGCCAACUUUGACGCGUUUGGAAACACUGCCAUUCCAUCAUCCCAUUUGAGCACGUCACCCCCCUCAAAGUCCUUUUCCGCAGGGGGAGGCGCGCCAAUCGCGUCCAGGUCCGGCGCCGUCCCCGUCCAGUCCGCGGCCGGGAGCCGCGCGGAAGAUCGCUACGCCGCUCUGGCCGAGUUGGACAACAAGCUGGGCUCCUCCGCGGGCGCCAACGCGCAAGGGAAUUUGUUUGGGCCGGUGCUGGGAUCCUCUCCUGCCCAGAACGCGCCCGUUCUCCCUGCCGUUCAGUCUGCUUUUGGAGGCGUCCCUUCCACCAAUCCCUUCGUGGCGGCGGCUUCCGAGAUGGCCGCCAACCCUUUCCAGGCCAACGGCAGAGCUCCGGCCGCAGCCGCCGCCGCCGCUGCCGCCGCCGCCUCCUUCGGUACGGGUUCGAUGAGCAUGCCCGCCGGCUUUGGGAAUUCGUCUUCGUACCGCCUCCCGACCAGUUUCAGCGGAAACUUCCAGCAACAAUUCCCCGGCCAGGCCCCCGUCCCUUACGCUCAACCCGGGGCCUACCACCCUCAGUCCAAUGGCCCCGCGUUCCCGGUCUACGGUCCGAACAAGCCUUUCGCUCAGCCCGCGACCGCUCCCGCCGUGUCCAACAACCCCUUCGUGGCGGGAGCACCCGGCGGGCCGUUCCCUUCGGGCGGUACCUCCACCAACCCCUUCCUGUAG
Molecule: messenger RNA, 1407 nt
Organism: Nerophis lumbriciformis (worm pipefish)
Lineage: Eukaryota; Metazoa; Chordata; Actinopteri; Syngnathiformes; Syngnathidae
Source: RefSeq, a predicted model, not a curated record